AUGGCGACGCCCGAGCCAACCACAAGCUCAUCAUCAGAAGAUAAUAUUCGACGUCUCCAGGAGUCCCGCCCACCUGUCACCGAUAAAUUCACCUAUCUCACCAUCAUAGAGAAGUCAUUGUCGCCAGAGAUCUUGCCUGCGCUCCAGGAUAUAUUGCAGGAUGUGGAGCUCACAACUGACAUUGGUUGGGACCUCGUGGAGAUGCUCAUCGCUGUACCUGGUAGCGAGGCCUGCUUAGAGAGCAUCGCUCGCCUUGGGAAUCCGCGAGAGGUGAUUUUGAAAGUCUUGCAAGUCAUGGAAACCACGGCUGGCGAGGGAGAAGGAGGCUCACGAGGUAACAAGUACUUUGUCAUUCUGUGCGGCAUGCUUGGCAUCCUGCAUAAGCGGCUCCAAGUCAAGGCUCCAUCACGGUUCCUGCAUACCACCCUGGACACGGUAUACCGAUCCUACGACCCGGCUAGUCCAGAGUCAACUGCGGCAAUAAUAUCACUUCUGCAGUCGCUCUCGGCGCAGAAAAGGCCACCGCUGCCGGCGAGACAGUCAAGUACGAUUCUGGAAACGCCACUACACGCUACCGACGGCGCGGAGAACGCCCCGGACCCUGAGGCUGACAAGUCUGAUAGACCCAAUGACGCCGAACCCGAAAUCAUGAAUCAUCUGCUACGGUCAUUCAUCACAUGCGUCAUCGAGGCCUACGUGAACUCCAAUAGCCUAGAAUGGGCGAGCAGGAUUCUGGAAUACACGUAUCCCCAAAGGAUAGUACCAACAAAGAAGACGAUGAUGCAGGCCUUUAACGAGGUGGACGAGUUGCGGGCCAUGGACGCGUUGGUCGGCCAGCUGACGGCCGUUGCUGGAGACCUCGGCUUCACAAAGCUGACCUAUGCUGAACUGCGGCUCCUCCUUCUAGCCCCGGUUGUUAGGGAUCCGCUAGCGAUUGAGUUUGAGCCAUCCAACGCCAACGACAUCAAACUGUCGGGAGGCGGAUUGCUGUGUCUCAUUGCGUACUGGGUUGUCGCUGGGGAUGUUUUUGAUGCGGAUCAGCCGCGACCCGAGAUGUUCACGUUUCCGGACCAUCAUGAACUGUUGAGGCACUACCUCGGAGACGAUCCCCAGUCUGAAAUUCUGAACCAGCCGGGGACUGUGGAGGCUCUCAUUGUUCUUGCUGUCUGGCUGCAUGGCCGGAAAAGAAUUGCCGCUGGCGGCGAUUCGGGUAGUGCAGACGCCAAGGACAGCUACAUGCCGUACCACCACCUCAUCACCCUGGUUUCCGUCUUUCACCCCAACCUCCGCGUCAGAAAUGCGUCAACAGUCCUUGCUGGUGCUGUUCUCCACGCAGACCCGGACGAAGACGACAGGCUGGCCAUUCUGGAGGAUCUUCUCGAAAACUGCAUGUUUUCCUCCCUUCAGGCAUGUGCCGUGGCUUGGCUCAAGGAGGAAGUGAUUGCGGCGCGGAAAAACAAUUCUCAGGGACACUUCAGCAGUCCCGACUGCUUCGAGGCCAUACAAUACACCCUCUUUCCCAGCCUGACACAUCUCAGAGAAGCGGAUAUUGAGACUCUGAUGGAGUUCUGGGCAGAGAGCUCUUCGUUCCACCUCCAAGUGGCCAAUUUCCUCGUGUUCUUGUUCGAAAACGACUACAAGGACCUGGCCGCACCGGGUAUGGCGGCAGCCAUUGACUACCGAUAUGUGCAACCACUGUCCCAAGCUGCGCGAACGCUCAUGGAUGCCAUUGAAAAUGGCGAGACGGACAUGUCAGAAGAUUGCAGAGCCACGGUCAUGGAGCUGGGAAUAUUGAAGACGACUUUGGACCGCGUGCCUCUACAUUGA
This is a messenger RNA of Ustilaginoidea virens, 1827 nucleotides long. RefSeq lists its product as uncharacterized. Bases 1 to 1827 code for a protein of 608 amino acids. Gene Ontology annotation, biological process: cellular response to oxidative stress. Gene Ontology annotation, cellular component: cytoplasm. NCBI's taxonomy places the organism in Eukaryota, Fungi, Ascomycota, Sordariomycetes, Hypocreales, Clavicipitaceae. The transcript is spliced from 2 exons. The record is from RefSeq and is a predicted model, not a curated record.